Penicillium paradoxum is the source of this 2607-nucleotide messenger RNA. Its product is annotated as tRNA (cytosine-C5-)-methyltransferase. Gene Ontology annotation, cellular component: nucleus; cytoplasm. The transcript has 4 exons. NCBI's taxonomy places the organism in Eukaryota, Fungi, Ascomycota, Eurotiomycetes, Eurotiales, Aspergillaceae. Gene Ontology annotation, biological process: tRNA methylation. Bases 1 to 2607 code for a protein of 868 amino acids. Gene Ontology annotation, molecular function: tRNA (cytidine-N5)-methyltransferase activity; tRNA binding. The record is from RefSeq and is a predicted model, not a curated record.
AUGGGAAAACGAGGUGGUAAAAAGGGUGGUAGAGGUCGCGGCGGUGGCGGCGGCAGCGCAGGCCGUACGCGCUCUAUGUGGCAGGACAUCACCAGAGAUAAUGAGAAGUUUGAACUUUACUACAAUGAACCCGAGUUCAUUCCGGAGGAGGAAAGAGAGCUUUUCUGGGCUACCAUGCGCAAGGAUCUCCCUAACAGCUUCCGUUUCACUGGCUCUCGAGGACAUGCGCUGGCUGUUCAGCAGCGUCUCAAGGACCACCACAUUCCCGAAAUCACUUCUAUUAAGUACGAGGACGAAUUCGUUGAGCCCCCGCGCCCAGUUUCCUGGUACCCAGAUCAGCUCGCUUGGUCUAUGACCACUCCUAAGAAUGUCAUCCGUCGAUUUGCGCCUUUCGCCUCAUUCCAGAAGUUCCUUGUCGCCGAGACCGACGUUGGAAACAUUAGUCGCCAGGAGGUUGUCAGCAUGAUUCCCCCUCUCCUCAUCGAUGCCCGCCCUGGAAUGACUGUGUUGGAUAUGUGCGCAGCACCCGGUAGUAAGUCUGCGCAGCUCAUGGAGCUGCUUCACGCAGGCGAGGAAGAUGCCAUUGCGCAAGUCACCGAGCAAAUUAAGAAUGGCCCCGUUGGACCCGAGCCCCUCGGCCCCGAAGGACUGAACGACGAUGGCCGAAGCACUGGCCUGCUGAUUGCCAACGACGCCGACUACAAGCGCGCACACAUGCUUAUCCACCAAAUGAAGCGCCUCAGCUCGCCUAACCUGAUCGUUACCAACCACGAUGCAACUAUGUUCCCUUCCAUCAAGCUUCCUUCUUUGCCUACUGAGGAUGGUAGCAAACCCCAGAACAGAUACCUGAAGUUCGAUCGUAUUUUGGCAGAUGUUCCUUGCUCAGGUGAUGGUACCGCACGUAAGAAUGUCGGUGUCUGGAAGGACUGGACCCCUGGCAAUGCUCUGGGACUUUACAGCACGCAAUCUCGGAUCUUGGUCCGUGCCCUGCAGAUGUUGAAGGUGGGUGGACGUGUUGUCUACUCUACCUGCAGUCUUAACCCCGUGGAGAACGAGGCCGUUAUCGCUUCUGCAAUUGAGCGUUGCGGUGGCGCCGCCAAUGUCAAGAUUAUCGAUUGUAGCCAGGAGUUGCCCGGUCUCAAGAGAGCCGCUGGCCUGAAGAACUGGAAAGUGAUGGACCGCGAGGGCCGCAUGUGGAGCAGCUGGCAGGAGAUUGAGCAGCACCGGGACCAGGAAGGUAUCAACGGUCUUGCCCGACUUGCAGAGGGCAUGUUUGCGCCGACAGGCGAGACUGCCGACCUGCCUCUUGAGAGAUGCAUGCGUGUGUACCCUCACCAGCAGGACACCGGAGGUUUCUUCAUCACUGUGCUCGAGAAGACCUCCGAAAUCAAGGCUAAGCCGGAGAACACCAAUGUCAUCCCCAAGGCUUCUGUUGCAGCUCUCGCCGCAGAGCUUGAUUCUAAGAAGGAAGAGACAAAUGGAAAGCCCCUUGAGAAACUCGAGUCGCUGGAUGAGCUCGUCACUCCCGACCAAGAGGCUCAGGCGGAGCUCGCAAAGAACGCUUCUGUUGCCGAAGCCGCACACCAGCUUCCUUACUCUGCUACUCUUGAUGCAUCGGCCGCUGUCUCUCCCCCGAAACGGGACGCUAGCGACCUCGAAGAGGAAGUUCCUGCCAAGCGAACUAAGCUUGACGAUGGCAGUGAGGUCCUUGUUGGUGACCGCCCCGUCCACGUUCCGGCACCUGCAGUGGGAACUGGCAUUGCUACCCCUGGUGAUAGCACACCUACCACCUCCGCGGCACCCUCGCAGUUCAAGAAGAAGGGACCCCGCCAAGAGGAGCCAUUCAAGUACCUUGAUCCCAACCACGAGGAGCUCGGUCCCAUCUUUGAGUUCUACAAGUUGUCAGAGCGAUUCCCCCGUGAUCGCUUCAUGGUCCGCAAUGCCGAUGGUGUCCCAACCCGCACUGUUUACUACACCAGUGCCUUGGCACGGGACAUUCUCGUGUCCAAUGAAGGCCAGGGCCUGAAGUUUGUCCACUGCGGUGUGAAGAUGUUUGUUAAGCAGGACGCACAGCGUGAGAACGUCUGCAGGUGGCGCGUCCAGACCGAUGGCUUGAAAAUUGCCGAGCCUUGGCUGGGCCCUGAGCGGUCCGUCAUUCUGACCAAGCGGGAGACUCUGCGCCGUCUGCUUGUCGAGAUGUUCCCCAAGGUCAACGAUGAUGGCUGGAAGUCUCUGGGCGAGAUUGGCGAGCGUGUGAAGGACAUCCCCAUGGGCUGCAGUAUCCUCCGCGUUGAAGCACUUGGUGGAGAAGAUGGUCUUACUGAGCGGAUGGUUCUGCCCCUCUGGCGCUCUCUUCACUCCCUGAACCUUAUGCUUCCCAAGGAAGAGCGCCGAGCCAUGUUGCUGCGCAUUUUCAACGAUUCGACCCCUCUUAUCAACACCACACAGAAGCAAGGCGGUAACGUCCAGCCUACCGCUGAUGCGGAAGACGUUGCAAUGAAGGAAGAGAAUGUUGAGCUUAGACAGGAAGCGCAGGAGGUUGUGGAUGAGCGCGAGACAUACAGCAAGGAUGGCGACGAGGUGGACCGAUUCAACACCACUGUCUAG